Alternaria alternata is the source of this 1604-nucleotide messenger RNA. RefSeq lists its product as hypothetical. The coding region runs from base 383 to 1330 and encodes 315 amino acids. The record is from RefSeq and is a predicted model, not a curated record. The transcript is spliced from 3 exons. Lineage: Eukaryota; Fungi; Ascomycota; Dothideomycetes; Pleosporales; Pleosporaceae.
CUUCAUAUUCGACCCAAACUGCAUCUUGUUCUCGUCGCUCGUUGUUGUUGCUGUUCCCCUCUCUGGAAACCAUUGCGCCGUGCACCAGCCGCCUCGCCUCGGCUCCACUGCACUCGACGGACCGAAGCGAUCUGCACCGCGUCAGGCUGAAUAGCAGACAGCCAGCCAGCUGCAAGUGAGGCUCAUAUCCCGAUCUAAAUCUCGACGGCAGAGACGCUUGUCGCAGUCACUCGUUUAAUCACGCUCCUCUGCUCUGUAUGCCGACGUCUCUUGAAUCGCUCGCUGGCACUGCGCGAGAAUCGACGGCUUCUCGGCCAGGCACCACCACCUGAAUCGCGAACAAGGCACCACCCCGCUGCGGAAGGCGCGAACCACCGACUCAAUGCGCUCUAGCAACAAGAGCUAUGUCAACAUCAACGACGCGGGCAGCGAGAGGAGAGAGGGCACGCCGUGGUACUGGCGCCUCAUAGCCCUGGCGGCGUCAUGGAUGAUAUUGGGAGGCUACCUCAUCCUGCCCGGCCUCUACGCGAACGAUCCCAAGCUUAGGUUCAGCGAAGCAGUUCUGUCUGUCUUUGUUGUCGCACUCCUCACUGCCGGCUAUUCAUUCACGGCGCUGCUCUGCUUCGCUUGUCGCAAUGAGCGCUUCCAAGCUGAAGCUGUCUUUCUCCCCGCACUCACCUCCUCCGCCCUCGGCCUGAUUUCCAUAGCCUACAACUUCCUCUCAUCCCACAACUAUCACUGGGGCAAUGCCGCCAUCAGCGGCACCGUAACCAGCGCCGCUGGCACCCUCCUCUACAGCUCUCUCCUCCUCUGGACAUACCGCCGAAUAGUAAAGUCCAAACGCCAGACAGACACGCGCGCAAACCUCUGGUCCGAGCAAUCAUACUACAGCAACUUCAUCCCCAACAUGUACCCCACCGCCAUGCGCUCGCCCUCUAACCCACCACCCGACGCCGUGUACACAGAAGACGAUCGUGUCAACCAGCAAAUGGCGCUGCUCCUCGCAAAAGGCGACCCACGACCCAGUCCCGAUGCCAACAGCACCUUCAGAAUAGACCUGCCAGAAGACCGGGAACAGCAAGAAAGACAUCUGCGCAGUCAGGAGUUGGUCGGUACGCCUGCACAAACACAUGUCGACUGGAACCGCGAUCGAUCCGACAGUAGACCUGACAGUCUGAGUGAACACCAGGCAUGGCAGCAAUGGCAGGGCCGCGGAAGAAGUACAAAUCGGCCGUCGAGUGCGGAUGGAAGAAUCAGUAACCACUCGAGAAAUGUCAGCCGCGAGGAGCGGAGGAGAGAGAUUGAGCUUGGUCAACUGCAGCGCACAUGACCUUCUCACCGAGUCUGCACAUCUUCUACCUUGUUUACACAAAACUACGCAUUCUCUACGCACAUGGAUAGCGUCGGUGUUCUGGGCUUGGCGUUUUUGCGUGGUCCGCGGUUGAUACCUUUGUAUGUUUGCUCAUCCAUCGCUUUGAAUUUCGGAAGCUGUACUGUAACGAUGUAUGUGUUACGGAGUUGUUUGGCAUAUUUUGGCAGGCUAGAUUUUGGUCUCUGUGUUGCUAUCGCCUAUCGAGUCAAAUACCAAAUCAUCACAUCUGCAA